This is a messenger RNA of Dentiscutata heterogama, 1210 nucleotides long. The record is from the annotation of a GenBank genome assembly. Lineage: Eukaryota; Fungi; Glomeromycota; Glomeromycetes; Diversisporales; Gigasporaceae.
AAAUAUUAAACUUCUAGUUUUUGAUCCUAAGUUCAUCAUGACUAUACUUAGCGAGUUGAAAACGUAUCACGAAGUGAUUGAUGAAAUAUAUAACCACGUCGAGUCACUUGAACCUUUCCUUAAAGGAACGACAGCGUCGACGGCCUUUUGCCUGUUAUAUAAGCUUUGGACUCUCCGAUUAACCGUCAAACAGGUGACUGGCUUGAUUGAACAUACUGAUUCUCCCCACAUUAGAGCUUUAGGAUUUUUAUACCUUCGUUAUGUUUGCAAGCCAACUAACUUAUGGGAAUGGUUUGAAGGAUACCUGGAGGAUGAAGAGCAAGUACAAAUUCAAGGAGGUCCACGGCCGGUCUCAAUUUGGGAUCUAAAGACGUAUGUUUCUAAUAACACAUUUUUGAAAAUCAGAACUAUCGGUAAAAUGUGCCGCCAAUUGUUAACUGAACAAAAAUGGCUUGGUACUAUUUUACCUCGCAUCCCCGUACCUAUCGCUCGCGAUAUCGAACAAAAAAUCAAGGAAAGAUUACAACCACCUCCUCUACCAAGGAGGGAAUCUCCAUCAUAUGAUCUUGAUCCUAGGGCAUCAUUAGAACGUUCUGUGAGACGUAUCGACGAAGGAAGGAAGUAUCGUACUCGUACUCGUAGCCUGAAAAUCGCAGUAGGAGGUACAGAACUCCAAGCCGUGAACGUAGGACAGAAAGGGACCACGAUCGCCGCGAUGCCAACUAUUUUCAUCGUCUUAACAAUUAGUAUUGGUGAAGACAACAACGCUAUGCAAGGAAAAAAUAAAAGAGUUGUUGAAAGAAUUAUUGCUCAUAAAUUUAUUAAUGGUUAUCCAGAUGAUGAAAAUUCAUGGAAACUUCAAGAUGAUAUAAUUAAAUAUGCAGAGUUAAUUGAAUAUUAUUGGGAAAAUUUUGAAAAUCAUCCAUCAUCAAAAUCAAUAUCCAAAAAAGUAUCACCAUCAUCAAUGACAACAGAUUCGACUUUACCAUCCCAAUCUAUUAUCGAAACUAACUCUUCAAAAAUAGUUGAUGGAUCAGGUGAUAACAUUCCUCGAUUUUACGAACCAGAUUGGGAUUCGCACGUUGAAUGUAUUGAAACGAUUUAUCAUGAUGAAUCUAGUAGAGAUGUCUUGGCUAUAAUAAAAUGGAAAUCUCAUAAAUUACGGACUUUACAUAACAUUGAAGAAGUUAAACGCAGAUGCCCUCAACAA